Erinaceus europaeus (western European hedgehog) is the source of this 1691-nucleotide messenger RNA. It is a transcript of the gene IL22RA2, whose product is annotated as interleukin 22 receptor subunit alpha 2. The transcript is spliced from 5 exons. NCBI's taxonomy places the organism in Eukaryota, Metazoa, Chordata, Mammalia, Eulipotyphla, Erinaceidae. The coding region runs from base 497 to 1192 and encodes 231 amino acids. Gene Ontology annotation, molecular function: protein binding; interleukin-22 receptor activity. The record is from RefSeq and is a predicted model, not a curated record.
AAAGAAAGCAUCAAUCCCAAUCUGCUUAAAUUACUGCCAGGGUCCCUGCUGGUCAUAACUGCCAAGUUUGUAACAUCACCUGUCAGCUAAGUCCCUGUUGCCUCAGAUUGCUUAAUUUGCUUACCUGGGAGCGCCUUACAUAAUCCCUUUCCCUAUCCAGCCCAUCUCAGUGUUUUGCCUGGUCCCAGCAAGGUAAAACAAAGCGUCAGCCCCAGCAAAAAUAAAAACAAAACAAAAAAAACAAAAAAAAAAAAAAAAAAAAAGGAAGAAGGAGAAGAAGAAAGGAAGGAAGGAAGAAAGAAAGAAAGGAAGAAAAAUAGUCUCCCACAUCAAACAAAUUUUUUUUUCUGUGUGGUUCUGAUACCUAAUUUUCCUAAAAUGACAAUGUCAACAGAAUAAGGAACCACAUUUAAAAGCCCAGUGUAGAGAUUUUAGUUCCUCGUCUGUCCUCAUGUUGAGGGGGACACAGGUUGCCUAACCAGUUUUACUCGCAAUCAUGAUGCCUACACAUUGCUUUCUAGCCUUCCUCCUCAGUUUCUACCUGCCUGGUGUUGAAGAAACUCGACCAGAUCCCGAGUCUCUUAAGCCCCAGAGAGUACACUUUCAGUCCCGAAACUUUCACAACAUUUUGCACUGGCAACCUGGGCAUGCUUGCUCCAGCAACAGCAGCAUCUACUCUGUGCAGUACAAAAUGUAUGGUCAACAACAGUGGAAAAAUAAAGAGAACUGUCAGAGCAUUCAAAAAUUCUUCUGUGACCUUACAAAUGAAACAUCAGAUAUAUAUGAACCUUAUUAUGGGAGGGUGAGGAUGACCUCAGCUGGGAUCCAUUCAGGCUGGAGCAUGACUAAGCGGUUCACUCCACUGUGGGAAACAAAAUUAGAUUCUCCAGUCCUGAAUGUAACCCGAGUUAAUGGAUCUUUACUGGUGAUUCUCCAUGCUCCAUAUUUUCCAUAUAGAAAUCCAAAAGGAAAAAAUAGUCUGAUGGAAAAUUACUAUGAGCUAGUAUAUAGAGUCUUCAUGAUUAACAAUUCACUAAGAAAGGAAGAUAAAGUAUAUGAAGGAGUUGAGAAAGUUAUUGAAAUUGAAGCUAUAACACCUCACUCUUUCUACUGUGUGGCAGCUGAAAUAUAUCAGCCUAUGUUAGACAGAAGAAGUCAGAGAAGUAAAGAAAGAUGUGUGCUAAUUCCAUGAAGUGGAACAGAGUGCGGCACCAUAUGGGUAUCAAAUGCUCUCUGAAAGUGGAGUGACUCAAGUCAGAAGGAUCUCAUUUAAAGUUGUUUUUAUAUUUCCUAUAAUGCAAUAACCAGUGUUAUGCUUUGAGAAUAUCUUAUCUUCUUUCUUUCUUCCUUUCUUUUCUUUAUAUUUCAUUUGUAGACUAACUUUAGUCACCACUCUUUCUGAUGAGAAAAAAAAAGAAUUGAGAAGAUGCAGACACUAAAGUGCCCUAUAAAAUAAAAAACUACACUUCUCAUGUAACAUCCCUAACUACAGUCUUAACAACAAUCUUCAUUCUAAGAAAGAUAAGUGAAAAUUUAAGGAACAAGAGUAAACAUGUAACAAGAUGUCAUUAAAUUAAUUACUGGAAUAGCAUAAAAUUACUGCAAUAGCAUAAAAUAGCAUGAAGUAAUUGUCUUUCAUAUCUUAUUGAGCCAGUUAACUUGAUGUGGAUAUAGCAAUUUGUAUAUGAAUG